ACUUCCUGUCAUAAGCAUGGCUACUCUUGUAAGAAGUUCACUGAAUAUUUUUCCACGAUUUGCACAGCGGUUAACUGCAUUUAGAGCCUAUCAGAAAGCGUCUCUGGCUUCAGCUGCUGCCACUCAAAGCAGACCCAAAGAUGAAAAAUGGAUAUUAGUAAGCGCUGUAUGCUUAGAACGAUAUCCCAAAAUAGUACCACCUAAGACUGAAUUGGAAGCCAAAUUCAAAGCUGAUCUACAGAGAAUAGAAUUAGAACGUAGUGUUUUAUGUGACCAUGAGUUGAAGCAUUUAGAUGACAUUGAAAAAAAGAAGCAGAAAGAAAAAGAGUCGGAGUCCCAUCCAGUACAAAAGGUAGAUUCUGCUGGAAUGAAAGAAGAAAAACUGACAGCAGUUGAUUUGGAGGAUGGCUGGGAUAAGGAGGCACUUAAUUUUACAGAAACCAGUAGAAAAACAGAUGCAGAUAAAGAAAAUGAUCUUCAGUCUUUGAAUAGAAAACUUGACAAGAAAUUGUUUCUUGUGGUAAAACAGAGGCUUGGAGAGUUUGAACAGUGGAUUUUGCCGCAGGGUGACCAUUUGAUGGAAGAGUCUAUGAGAGAGACUGCUGAAAGGACACUAGGACAAAUUAGUGGAGUCAACAUACAGUCCAUGUUUCUAGGAAAUGCACCCUGUGGGUUUUAUCGGCACAGAUUCUCGAAAACUUUCAGGGAAAAACUGAGUGCAGAUGGACAGAAGAUAUUUUUCUUCCGGGCCGAGCACAGUCAUGGUGACGUAGCUGUUAGUGACCAUAUAAGUGAUUAUAAGUGGUUAACAGUGGAAGAAAUGGCAGACUAUUUAAAACCAGAUUAUUAUAAAAGAUGUAAAAUGUUUAUGUCCGACUUAAUGUAAUAUAAAAUUAACUUAUCUAUGUAUUAUAAAAUUUCUAAUUCAACGUACAAGACAACGGAUGUACAUCUUGGCAUUCAUGAACACUUGUGUGGAAGUAGUGUUUAUUUACUGAAGUAAUUGACAUUUCAUGGUAUCAGUGAUGACCUUCUUGACAUCAACAAUCCUGCUUCUGUGUCGUCAUUUUAACAUGAAACAAGAAAACUGCAAGUCCUAAUGACUAAAUGUCUGGUAUUGUACAUGCUACAGUUUUGUGAUUAUGUGCUCCAUUCCUGAGGUCAUGUGAUACAGUUCUGAGGUCAUGUGACAGUUCUGUGGUCAUGUGCUCCACAUCUGUGGUCAUGUGAUACAACACUGUUGAACUGUGAUCAUGUUUAACUUCUUAGGUCUGGUUUAAGAAUAUGAAGCAUUGAACACAAAGUUAACAUAUUUUUGAUUUGUAUAUGAUUUGGUGUCAAACUUCACAUCAAAAUGUUUUGUCAAUAAAAAUACAAAUAAAACAAAAUAUCUCUUCUCUAUUCUCAUCUACAAACAAGCAAUAAUAAUCUAUUUAUCCCGAUCAUCAGAAGUGAACCAAAUCAGUAACAAGCCAAAAAUCAUUACCCCAGAACUUAUUAGUCAACCAACCAGUACUAUCAAUGGAGACGACAGCUUUAAUAUUACUGACAAAUUGUGUAUGCAAGAUUGUUGCAGGAUGGCCAAGUAGGCAAAUUUGAAAUGUCAGAUAAAACAAACAUUCUAUAUCUUAAAAGUUAUUUAUUUAUUUGUAGGAUUACCAAUCCUAAUCCUGUACAUACUGACACAUAUAUACAAAUAUAAGUCUUAAUAUAAGCCUUAAUAGAAAUUAAAAAAUAUAAAAGUAAUGAGAUUUAACUACCUGCCAUAAUUAGCUACCUUUUGACAACUAAAACAGUAUCCACAUUCAUCAAGGUCCACCUUGUAUCAUCAAUGUCUAGACAAAUGAACCCAUCUCUCAAGUGUUUACAUAUUCAUGUACACAAAAUGAAGUCAAAGAGGAAAUAAAAACAAAUUCAAGUGAAAUAUUGUCCAAAAUUUAGAAAUAACUUCAAAAAUGAGGUUUUAAAGUCUUGACAAAUGCUACCUCUUUAGAGAUAAUUUUCUUAAGAUAGUGAUGUAUCUGAUAUCAAUACAAACUCCUGUGUCUGUAUUGUAUGUCUUUAUCAACACAGGUCCCUGUGUACAUUGAUACAAACCCGUUUAUAUUGUUAUAAGCCCAUUUUCUCUACCAGAUUGUAACACAGUACUUGCAUUUUUUAUUGGAGAUCCUUGAAAUUAAUUUGACAAUAUGAAAUUCCUAUAUAUCAAGCAAGAGUCCUCAGUUAAAUGUAACAUUAUAUAUAUUAAAUGCUUCGAACAGUCUCAAUGCUCAACCUAGCUGGUUUGAUAGCACUAUAAUGAUACAAAAGAUAAUUUUUGUAUAAGCAAAUAAACCCAUACAUAAACAAAUGAUUCCAUUCACACACAAAACAUACACAAACUUAUUCAUAAACAAACCCAUUCAUACACAACUCCUUCACAAAUAUAUAAACCCAAACAAACUAAUCUUAUAUCAAACCGUUUACACAUCAGUCAUAUCCAAACACUGAAUCGCCAAAAACUUAUCAUGCGCAAGUAUUUUCAGGUUC
Messenger RNA from Pecten maximus, 2529 nucleotides. Its product is annotated as 39S ribosomal protein L46, mitochondrial-like. Gene Ontology annotation, cellular component: mitochondrial large ribosomal subunit. The record is from RefSeq and is a predicted model, not a curated record. Gene Ontology annotation, molecular function: structural constituent of ribosome. Lineage: Eukaryota; Metazoa; Mollusca; Bivalvia; Pectinida; Pectinidae. The coding region runs from base 17 to 886 and encodes 289 amino acids. The transcript is spliced from 6 exons.